AACUACCAGCCACCCACGGUGGUACCCGGGGGGGACCUGGCCAAGGUGCAGAGGGCCGUGUGCAUGCUGAGCAACACCACGGCCAUCGCCGAGGCCUGGGCCCGCCUGGACCACAAGUUUGACCUGAUGUACGCCAAGCGGGCGUUCGUGCACUGGUACGUGGGGGAGGGCAUGGAGGAGGGGGAGUUCUCGGAGGCCCGGGAGGAUAUGGCUGCCCUGGAGAAGGAUUACGAGGAGGUGGGGGUGGAUUCUGUGGAAGGGGAGGGAGAGGAGGAAGGGGAGGAAUACUAAACUCUCAAGGGUGCUGCUCGAACAGGGAACAUGAAUUAGUUGAGGCCCCCCCGGGGUCUGUAGCCGUGUGUGCGCCGCGCUCUGUCCUGUCAAUGGUCUGUGCUUCAAUGGAAAAGUCUGUGACGGACCCACCCGUCCUCUCCCGUGGGUCUGAAUAAAAAGCAUUCCCUGGC
Messenger RNA from Lepidothrix coronata (blue-crowned manakin), 464 nucleotides. RefSeq names its product tubulin alpha chain. The annotation marks the transcript as partial. The transcript has a single exon. The record is from RefSeq and is a predicted model, not a curated record. Gene Ontology annotation, molecular function: structural constituent of cytoskeleton; GTP binding. Gene Ontology annotation, cellular component: cytoplasm; microtubule. Gene Ontology annotation, biological process: mitotic cell cycle; microtubule cytoskeleton organization. Lineage: Eukaryota; Metazoa; Chordata; Aves; Passeriformes; Pipridae.